UAGUCUUCAAACUGCAGUCUCCAAGUCUAGUUGGAGAUAUUUACUAGUAAAAAUUUGAAUUCUACUAUCAAUUUCAUUUUUUCAUAGUGAACAUCUUUCUAACUAGAAGGGAUAGUGGAGUAGAAUUUCAAUUGAAUUUCUUUUCAAGUAUAUAGGUGCAGAUUGUCGAACUAAUAUUAUCUGAGACUGUUGAUUGAAUUACAACUCACUAAAAUUCCCUUCAAUCUCAAUUUCACUUCAUAGUAAAAUGUCAGACAACCACUGGAAAGUGUCGAUUGAAGAAGAAUUCAACAAAAAUCCCAACUUAAAAAAGGAGGACAUUGAAAGUAUCAAAAAAUGGUUAAGUGGACAGGAGCAUCUCCCGAAAAUUGCAGAUCACAGCAUAGUCAUGUUCCUCCACGCAACCAGAUUCGACGUGAAUCGAACCCAAGAAGUGAUCGACCUCCAUUUCACCUACAGAACUCUGAUGAAGGAUAUCUUCACGGAGAGAGACCCUGACGGUGAAGAUAUACAGAAAAUUAUGACUUGCUGUCGCACAGUCAUAUUGCCAGAAAAGGAUAAUCAAGGAAACUACAUCCUGUGGUCAAACAUGUUUGACUCAGAUUUGAAGAAAUUUAAAUUUGCUUCAGCUGGUAAAUUGAACAUAAUGACGUCAGACGUUCUGCAAUUGAAUGAAGGAACAAUACCUGGAGUGGUUUAUGUGUAUGACGUCAAGAAUAUGGGACUUUCGCAUCUAUUGAGUACACCCAUCAAAGUUUUAAGGCACUAUGUCAUAUAUGGACAGGAAUCGUCGCCCUUCCCUGUGAAAGCCAUUCACUUCAUCAACACAAAUCCUGUUAUGGAUAAACUAAUAAACCUUGUCAAACCCCUGAUAAAAUCACAUGUUUGGAAAAUCCAAUUCUUUCACUCCAAUAUGGAAACUCUAUAUCAACAUAUUCCAAAAGAGGUGAUACCUGAGGAAUACGGAGGCAAUGCCCCGCAUACUAGUGAGUUAGCAGAGAAAAACCUGGAGGAGAUGAGAAAAUACAGGGAAUGGUUUCUGGAAGAAGAGACAAUAAGAGUUGACGAAUCUAAACGGAUAGACAAGAAAAAAAGUGAGCAAUUGGCCAACAAUUUCAAGAAAAUGGAGCUCGACUAAUGAAAACUUUGGAAAAGAAAACGUGGCAACUAUGCCCUCCUAUCUUUUUCUCUGGCUUUGGAACGUGGAGCUUUAACCAUAAUAUAGUAUGCUGAGUAUUUUAUAGAAUAGAGUAUAUUUUAGAUAUACUUGUAUUUUUUAUAGAGUAUUUUAUAGAAUUUUAUAGUUAUUAUAUAGAAUAGAAUUAUAGUACCCUCUGAAAUGAAUACUAAGAUAAUAGAAAAAAUAAAAAUGAAAAAAAAUUUACAUUAUCAUUCAAAUUGAUAUUUUAAUUUUUAAUUUUAUAAAUAGAAGAUAGUAGCCCCAAAUCUAUACAUUACUAACUAUAUAAUAUCAUAGAGAAACAAUAGCAUAAGUAGAUAUCCCAUGUUAUAGGGCGUUUAUGUCGCAACUUUUACUGUUAUCUCAAGCCGAUUACUGUCGAUUAUUGUCGAUUUUUACUGUUUUGUUGGGGUGAGAAUGUAUGAACGGCACAUAUGAGAGACUACCAGCGUCAUU
This is a messenger RNA of Nilaparvata lugens (brown planthopper), 1636 nucleotides long. RefSeq names its product clavesin-1. NCBI's taxonomy places the organism in Eukaryota, Metazoa, Arthropoda, Insecta, Hemiptera, Delphacidae. Gene Ontology annotation, cellular component: membrane. The transcript has 7 exons. The record is from RefSeq and is a predicted model, not a curated record. Bases 248 to 1138 code for a protein of 296 amino acids. Gene Ontology annotation, molecular function: phosphatidylinositol bisphosphate binding.